AUGGUCAAAUUCACCCUCUCCUUUAUUAUUGCUGCCCUAAUUUCAGUGGCUGUUGUCCAAGUUCGUGCUGACAGUGCUACUGAUAAGGCAUUAUACGAUGCAAGACUAGCCGAGUUUAAAUCUGCUAUUGACACUCUGCCUACCGAAAUUCGAGACAAAUUCAAUGCGGCCAUAGCCAAGGUAGACUUAUCGUACUCUGAGGCUCAGGCCAAACAGACUGAAGCUGCUCGUGUCGCUAACGCCGCAAAUAUCGAUUCUGUAUCUACAAUCAGCUCUGAUGCCUCUACUUCUGCCUCGGUACCAGCUACUGUACUCUUAGCAACCAUUGUAUCCGCACUUGGACUGAUUGCAUUAAACUAA
This is a messenger RNA of Phycomyces blakesleeanus NRRL 1555(-), 360 nucleotides long. RefSeq lists its product as hypothetical. The coding region runs from base 1 to 360 and encodes 119 amino acids. The transcript is spliced from 3 exons. Lineage: Eukaryota; Fungi; Mucoromycota; Mucoromycetes; Mucorales; Phycomycetaceae. The record is from RefSeq and is a predicted model, not a curated record.